CGGGUUUGUGUAACUCUCCUCAAACCUGAGGGGAGCUCGGAGUGUUUGGUCAACGGCAGUGGUUCCUGGAAAAGAUCUGAAUCGUUUUAUAACCAAACCCAGCUGCGGUGUUUGCUGCGGGCUGCAGGCUGUGCGUGCGUGUGUCUGUGUCUGUCUGUGUGUGUGUGUGCGUCUGCAUGAGGUAGAAGGAGAGAAAGGGGUUCCUGUGCUUCCUUUUCCAAAAAGAGAGAUAGGGAGGGAGAGAGGGAGAGAGAAAAAAAAAGAAGUUUGGACUUGCUCUCCCCUUGACUCUUUUUUUAGGCAUGAACGGCGAGACCUGCGUUUCAUACGGCGAUAUGACAUCCAUGGAUUCAUAUUAUAGCCCCUCUGCUGCGCAAGGUAGGGAUCACCAGCCGGACCACUUCAGGACGUUCUCAGCUACUGACACCAAAUACAGCCCCACUGCCUUCCUGCCCGACAAAGGUCAGGGUUACGGAGAAAAGUCCCGGAGCCCCUUCCAGCAGGAGUGCCAGUCAUUGGAUGCGGCCGCAGCUGGGCAAGGCUCUUUCAGCAAAUACCACCUCUUCAUGCAGAGGUCUUCUUGCAAAACUCCCCCGCAGGAGGACAAACUGCACCAGGACAGAGGACACAACGGAGCGCUCAUCCCAUCCUACGGUAAAGACAGUUCACGUCUGACAGAUUCUGAUUUGGCGCCAGACUCUGACCCACCUGGAAUGGACACCAGAUACCUGUCUGUGAAAGAUCAAGGAGUGAAGACGGCCUCUGACAGGCCGUCGGGCACCGACUUAGCCAGCUCGCUGGACAAGGCUGACGGCAGUGAGAGCAACAAAGGCAAGAAGAGACGCAACCGCACCACCUUCACAAGCUACCAGCUGGAAGAGCUGGAGAAAGUUUUCCAGAAGACGCACUAUCCUGACGUGUAUGCCCGAGAGCAGCUGGCACUGAGGACUGAUCUGACUGAAGCUCGUGUGCAGGUGUGGUUCCAGAACCGGCGAGCGAAAUGGAGAAAGAGGGAGCGUUUUGGCCAGAUGCAGCAGGUCCGAACACACUUCUCUACUGCCUACGAGCUGCCUCUACUAGCACGUCCUGAGAACUAUGCACAGAUACAGAACCCCUCCUGGAUCGGUGGCGGCAGUGCAGCGUCUCCCGUCCCGGGAUGUGUUGUCCCCUGCGACACCGUGACUCCCUGUAUGACACCUCACCCCCACUCUGCCAGUGGGGUGUCUGAUUUCCUGGGCGUUCCAAGCCCUGGAGGUCACAUGGGACAGCCUCACAUGGGCAGCCUGUUUGGCGGAUCUCCUGGUAUGGCUGCGGGCAUCAACACCUAUGAUCUCAACAUGGACCCUGAUCGCAAGUCCUCCAGUAUUGCCGCUUUGCGUAUGAAAGCCAAGGAGCACAGCGCGGCCAUAUCUUGGGCCACAUGAGGGGCUGAUGGAGGACCUUGCUGACCCCUGAGAUGGCGAUGCUACCCCAGCAUGGAGGGUGGGGGACAACACCUUCAAAAAUGCUGCAAUGAAUUAAUUAUAUAAUGAAAAAAAAAAAAAGAUUUGAGAAAAACGAGUGAUGCCAUUUUCCAGCGCCUGUCCGGGGAGAAAGCAACCACCGUGUGUAAGCGUGCUGGGAGGCGAUGCUGUUCUGUACCAGGACACGCAGUGUAGUGAUGAAGAUAGGCAAAAUAAGAAAAUCUGAAGAAUUUCAGCCAAAUCCAUGCACUUAUUUGCUCAAAUCCAAACAUUUCUGUUUGUACAGUGCUUUCAGUGUCAGAUUUAGUUUGGUGCUAUUUUAUUUUUACUUUGUUAUUUAAAUUUUAGAGUGUUAUUGUUUGUUUUUUUUUUCACUCCCAUUCAUUUUUGGUGGUUUUGAUUUGACAAAAAGCUCAGCAAGCAUCCUUAUACAAAGCUGAUGUUAACAUUUAGCUGUUUCGUGCCAUGUACAGGCUUUUCUACAGCAAUCUUUAUCAACAUUUACUCAUUAAACUGAAGUUAAUGCUCGUGCACAUAGAAAAGCUUCAGUAAAACCAUCUGGCAGAUGGGUCAACUUCAACAAAAAUGAUAAAAAUAACCAGUGUGUUUUAGCGAACCAAAAAUGUAGAAGUGAUUCUCCCCUCAUAUGUAAGUUAAGUUGAUUAAAUGCGGUUUGCUUAAAUGUGGUCAGUUUGAAAGAUCCACCUGCUGCACUAACCCGUCCUGCAAAUGCCCACAGAGACAGGAAGAGAUGGAGGAAGAGGUGUGAGAGGAGCACAGCAGGUCUGCUGCUCUCUGGGCUGGAGAGCCUGGAAGUGCCGUUCUCCAAACACACGCAGGCCUGUUUUCAAGGGGACCGUCUCCAAAGGUGCACAUAACUCUACCCCGUCCAUUUCUAGACUCUCAGGCUUUGAGAAAAGAGGUGCCUACUUGUCAGUUAGAGUGCCAGGAAUAACAUAGAAAACCCACAGAAGCUUCCUUUGAAACACACGAGACUGUUGGGCAUUACUUAAUGUGUGUUUACCCUUUUUAAACCUUGGAAAGACGCCAGUGUUGAGCAGCGAAUUCUGGACAUUUCAGAUGGCUGACUUUUCUGUCAAAGUGGUUCAGUCGAGAAGAAGCAACACACAUGUUAAUUUUAUUUAUUUCUUCUUUCUUAUCUCCAUCUUCAGUCACUCUGAUGUCUCAUUGUACCACAAAAUAAAAAAAAACACUUUAAUUAUUUCUUACUGACAUCUUUACCGUCAGAUGGUCGACUGACGCACGGCUUUGAGGUCCCCACAUUUAUUGAUCAACUGCAGGUUUUUAGCCAUUCAAUUACAAAUUCAAAUUUCAACACCGUUACUUUAUAUGUGAUGUGAUAUUGUUUUCUGAAUCAGGAUUUGCCAGUUAGUUUUUGGCUCUUCAGAAAAAAAAGAAAAAAGAAAACCCAUACCGAUUCUCCCAAGUGAAGGGAGAUGAUCCUGAAAAGAAAAGCCCUCCCAACCCCCCUACCACCCAGCAUCUGGUCUGUGGCCAACGAAUGGAGAACAGAAUAUAAAACAUCUUCAGAAAAAGAUGCAAAUAAGUUACAAACUACAAAACUAGAAAACUUCACAUUCACACAGCACUAUUUUAGUCCAUGAAUAUAUUUACAGUUUAAUUUAAUGAGUCUGGGCAAUGCUUUUUCUGCACAAUCACACACAAAUGAAUGCAUCAGAGGUAACGUGGGGUUCAGUGUCUUUUCCCAUGACACUUUGACAUUUGGACUAUGCGGAUUUAAGCCACCGAUCAUCUGGCUGGUAGCCGAGUUACAGGCUCCUGGUUGGUUCUAACAUUUUGCUGCAGAUCCUUCAGCCAGUUUGAAGCGUAAUUUUUGUCUCUCUUCAGGUGCUUUCUGUUAAAGAUGUUUUAAUGGCUUACAAGAGUCCUUUUUGGAAAGGCACAUUCUAGUUUUUCCUUCAAAGGGUUAUCAAUAGGAUUUAGGCCAGGUCAACGUUAAACAGCUAAUCUUUUCCCAUCCAGUCAUCCUUUGUGCUGUUGUUUGUGUGUCUUGUGAUCAGAGAUCCAAGACCUUCAUCAAACAUUCGGUAUCUCAUUUUUUAUUUUUAUUUUUUAAACAGAGCCCCUCUUGAAUCAGUGUGUAGUGGAUAGUCCAGACUGAAAUCACCACCACUUAACGUCAUUCUUGGGGCUACGUCUUAGGAAGAGCUUCAGAGUUUUAUGAGCCCUUAAGCUCUUACGUGAAUGUAAUUUACCCUUUGGAGCUUUGGAGUUUCUUUGAAGAUACUAUUUCGGAUAUUUUGAAACAACUCUGUUAUGAGCUUCAUUUUUAGAAAGAAACAGAAAACUAUUCAAACUUUAAUAAUGCAAUAACACUUAUUCAACAAAUGUAUUUGUUA
Molecule: messenger RNA, 3844 nt
Organism: Cololabis saira (Pacific saury)
Lineage: Eukaryota; Metazoa; Chordata; Actinopteri; Beloniformes; Belonidae
Gene: alx4a
Product: ALX homeobox 4a
Exons: 4
Coding region: 303-1424 (373 amino acids)
Biological process (GO): regulation of transcription by RNA polymerase II
Molecular function (GO): RNA polymerase II transcription regulatory region sequence-specific DNA binding; DNA-binding transcription activator activity, RNA polymerase II-specific
Source: RefSeq, a predicted model, not a curated record